Molecule: messenger RNA, 1509 nt
Organism: Drosophila rhopaloa
Lineage: Eukaryota; Metazoa; Arthropoda; Insecta; Diptera; Drosophilidae
Product: 2-aminoadipate transaminase
Exons: 4
Coding region: 104-1381 (425 amino acids)
Biological process (GO): biosynthetic process
Molecular function (GO): pyridoxal phosphate binding; L-2-aminoadipate:2-oxoglutarate transaminase activity
Source: RefSeq, a predicted model, not a curated record
AGGUAUAACACGAAAAUGUUAAAAGUUUUCCCAUUGUUUUUAAUAAAUGCGAGUACCCAGCGCACAGAUAAGACAUUAGUAUGCCUGGAACUACACGCUAAACAUGGCGAAGAGCAAUCAAGAUCGAAAACUAAAGCACCUCUUCGAUGGAGGCGACUGGAAUGUUUACCAACCCAACAUCCUCAAUCUCGGCGUGGGUGCUCCGGGAACUGAUCUCCUGAGCUCCAACUGCGACAGCUUCAGGAAGGCCACGGAUCAUUGUCUGGAACGCGAAAAGCGGGACAAUCAGUCGCUGAUUUUUCAAUAUGGACCCACGAGUGGUACGUUUGAGGUGCGCCGUGAGAUAUCCACCUAUUUCACAGAAAUGUUUGAAAGCCCCGUCAACUGUGAGGAUCUAAUGAUUACCACAGGAGCUACUCAGGGCCUUCACCUACUUCUCUCCACGAUGAUAGACUUACAGGGAUUUGUAUUCGUGGAUGAGUACUCAUAUAUGAUUGCUUUGGAUAGUAUAAAGCACUUUAAUAGUUUAACCAUAGUUCCUGUAAAACUAAACGAUGAUGGGGUGGAUCUUAAUGAUCUUGAGGAGCAGGUUUCUAAAAGGCGUUUCAGUUCGGAAAAGAAAGAGUUCUGGGGAAUGUACUACACGAUUCCUACCUAUCAUAACCCAACGGGGAUUUUAUUCUCGCCAGAGGUUUGUCGUGGAAUUGUGCAACUGGCUCGCAAGUUCGACUUCCUGGUGGUCUGCGAUGAUGUCUAUAACAUUCUGCACUAUGGUGAAAAACCGACCCACUCCCGCCUGAUGUCCUACGAUGAUAGAAAGGAUGCCGACUUCGCAGGCCAUGUCAUUUCCAAUGGCAGUUUCUCUAAGAUUCUGGGUCCUGGCGUUCGCCUGGGUUGGUUGGAAGUUCCUGCGCGUCUAAAACCGAUCCUGGAUGGAUGUGGAUUUGCAAACAGUGGGGGAUGUUUCAACAACUAUACAUCCGGAAUUGUCGAGAGUCUCUUCGAGCUGAAGUUGGCCCAAAAGCAGAUAGCUGUAUUUUAUGAGGCCUACAAGGAGCGAAUGCUGGCCACCACGCAGGUUCUGCGCGAUGAGCUGCCCCAAUGUUGCAAGUUAGUAAGUCCCACUGGAGGAUACUUCAUUUGGGUGCGAAUCCCCGAUUGCCUGGAUUCCCGAGAGUUUCUCAAGUACUGCCUGGAGCAUCAGAAGAUUUACUUUAUAGCAGGACCACGUUUUUCUGUGGAUGGACAAUCUGGUAAGCAGUUCUUCCGAUUGUCCAUCGCGUUCUAUCCGAAGGAAAAACUGGUGGACGGAGCCAGGAGACUCUGCCAGACUCUAAAGGAUUACAUAGUCACCCAAAAGAUCCCCCAGGGCGUAUCUUAAUAUGGCAAUAUAUUUUUAUUAAUAUGCUUGCUAUCGUUCUUUAAAUAUGACUUAUAAAGAUGUGACUUGGCACUAAACUACUUAUCAAGACGUUAUCUACUAUAUAAAGAGAUAUUAUGAUAUACACA